Messenger RNA from Culicoides brevitarsis, 5523 nucleotides. RefSeq lists its product as uncharacterized. Lineage: Eukaryota; Metazoa; Arthropoda; Insecta; Diptera; Ceratopogonidae. The record is from RefSeq and is a predicted model, not a curated record. The coding region runs from base 404 to 5260 and encodes 1618 amino acids. The transcript has 10 exons. Gene Ontology annotation, cellular component: nucleus.
CUAAAAAAUCGGGCUAAAAACGGGCUGACGAGAAUAAAUCGUUUUUGGCUAGUUAAAAGUGCAAAAGAACGCGCGAAUGUGUGAAAAAGCGCUACUCUAGACCGUGUAACGUGCAAAUUACACAAAAAUUCCGGCGGAAACGCAAAGAAAACACGCAAAAAUUGAGACCAAACGGUCAUCAAUAGGAUUUCGACGCGCGACCUUUUUUUACAAUUUUUGACCGCGUAUUGUGCAAAAAGCACAUUGUCUGCGCCACCAAAGGCACGCAAAAAGUGAAUUUACGACGCGUUCACGGCGUCAAGUGCAUCAGAAAGUGAAAUAUGUAGAAGAACGUUGUUCAUGAUAAACAAACGACACGAUUUUUGUACAUCAAUCAAGCAACAACAACCACAAAUUUACAAUUAUGGAUCCUUGGCCAUAUCCCUCGUAUAAUCACGGCAUACAUAAUUUGGCGGCAGCAGCAGCUGCGGCGAAUUCCGGAGGACUUUCGAAUACGGCAAGCGUUCAAUCGGCAACGCCUCAACUUUUGCUUCAAGCAGCGCAUACAGCGACGUCAUUAGGAACGUCUCCGGGUACGGCAUUCAAUGCCGCAGGCUUCGUUUCGCCGCCCGGUCUUGGCUACGAAUCCGUUUUUACGCCUCUUUUCCAUCACGGAAGCAAUCCGAAGCCCGCACACUACAGUUCGACGAUAAAUGCGCAACAUCGUCUCGCGGCGCAAGCAGCACAAGUUCAAGUCGGCAACAAAGUCGAUACGGCAACCAGUGAUUUGAUCCGCGAAAAUUACAGUCAACACCAGUUAGCAGCUGCGGCAGUUGCUCAAGCAAGUUCGCAAGCAAGUUUCUUCGAUCAAUCGAGUACGCCGAGUGCGGCGAGUGCUGCACUCGCAUGGCAAGGUAACAAUCAGAUUUCUAGUUCUUUUGGUAUCUUAUCGCAUGAUAUAGCACCCUCAAGCCCAGCUACCACGACGCAAAAGAGCUCUUCUGGCGCAUCGUCAACGCCGGGCGCCAGCGGAGCAUCCGCGAGCAAUUACGACAACCCGAAUGCGUUCGGGACGCACGCGUUUUCAGCGCAAACCCUCCAGAAUCAUGUAAAUUCUCAAUUGUCGCAAACGAACAAGGGACGAGCACUCGCUUCGCCCGCGACACAAUCCAAGCAAAAUCCACCGUCAUCUACGGGCAAUUCCUACUAUUCGAGUUCAAGUAGUCAACAGCAAUACGGCGGAAGUCCUGCGGAUAAUUAUUCCUCAACCGCCGCAUCAAAUCUUAACCGUAAGUCCUCCUAUUCUUCUUCUAGUUCACAGCAAUCGUGCAUUGUUUCUGCCCCGUCGCCGCAAAAUUCGCGUCAAACGGCGACGCCCCAACAACCCUCGCCAGUCUACAUUGGUCGAAGCACCCCUCAAAAUGACACAAAACGUUCGUCUUCUUCCACGAACGCCUCUUCCGCGAACAAUUCCCGCAAUAAUUCGAGUUUUGUGGUCCCUUCCGCAAACAAAUCUAAUCCCGUAAACACGAAAGCCCAAUCGAAACUCUAUUCAGAUCGCAAUGACGAUCGCUCCUCUUCUUCUUCGUCAUCCGUCGUUCAACAAUCCUCCCCAAUUAGCUACUCAAUUAUGGAUGUGCCAGGUCGGUUGCAUUACUCAGGCAGUAAUAGCUCGGCAAAAGGCAGUUCUUCUUCCUCCUCUUCGACAUCGUCGUCAAGCACAAGCAAUAAUCGCUCCACAGCUACUAGCCAGCAUUACCAACAACAAAGUGCCUCGUCGAAUUAUCGAACGCAAUACUCCAAUAGUCAAGAGCAAUCGCCCCAAGACUAUCAAGCGAGUUCAAGUAGGAGCAAAUCGAACAAUCAAUCCGAUCGACGAGCUCCCAGUCCGAUAAUCAGUAAUAGGUCACAAGCAUCUCCGGCAUAUCCCAUGUACAACAGUCCCAUGAAUUCGAUGGCAUCGCCCGAACAACCCGUUUACAAGUCAUCGCCUCAGCAGCAGCAGCAGCAGCAACAAUCCUCGAAUGCUCGAUCUUCGGCUCAAAGCAAUAAUCAGACAGUGGCUUAUUCUUCGGUAAUUCAACGAGCACUUGGCAGUGUGGCAGAUCAUCAUGCCAAAUCGGCAAGUUCCCCCAACUCUUAUAGCUCUUCAUCAUCGAGUCAAUUACAACAGAGCCCGCAAUCCGCAUGGGAAAGUACGGCAAAUCGACAAAACGCUUCUUCUUCUUCUUCCGCUUCAGGUCAAAAAUCGCAAGUAGUGAUUUUAAGUUCGGAACAAAUUAUUCCGCCAUAUCAGCAAACGAGGUCUAUUUAUGAUUUGACGACGCCCCAACAAACACUUGCGCCAUUAGCUUCUAGUUUAACGGACUUAGGGCGAGGAGAUCCAAUGAACAUUGUGAAAAAUUUGCAACAAAGUACGCAAGAUGUCGCGCCAGAAAAGCCCAAAUCGGGUCGGGGACGACGUAAAAAUGCCGAUAAACCUGUUGCUAAUAACAACACGACAAGUAGCAAUAAUAGUAGUAAUAAUAGGGAAUCUGAUCGCGUUCCUCCGCCGGCUCAUAGCUCAAAUACGAGUUCAGGUGCUUCGUCUUCCUCUCAGAAUCAAUCGCAAAAUGGCACGUAUUUCGACUUUGAUCGAUGGAAUCUCAAUCCCAAUUCUAGUUCUUCGAAUUUUUCGCAGCCCUCUGCGUUUAACAGUCAGGCAGGGCAACAUCCUCCCCCUUUGAUGAUGCCACAUCCGCAUAUUCCCGCCUAUUUUCCCGGUUUUCAUGGGUUGCCAUCGCGUUCUGAAUACACAAAUACAGGUACACCCGAUUCGCAAUAUUCUUCGCAAUCGUCGGCGACGGGGGUAGAAACAUCGUCGAAAGACGACGCGCCGAAAAAUGUCGUUGUGCCGAACAUUGAGGAUGAACUGGGUUUUCUUGCAGGAAAUCCUCCCGCGACAAAUAAUAAUAACACGACGAGCAAUGCGUCGUCAUCAUCAGCAGCUAACAAUCAAAAUAACGCUCGACCAAAUACGACGACGACGACGACAACAACGACGACGGGCAAUACGACACAAAAGAAGUACAAUGUGCCCGCGGAAGCUAAUAAAGGCUUCAUGUCGAGUUAUUUGAAGUUUUUGCAAGGCGAUCGUGAUGUCUCUCCGCCUCCCGUGAAUCGCGGAGGUCGAAAGACAACAUGGCAACGCUCCGGAGCCAGUGGAAAUCAACAAACGCCCACGAGCGGGAACAAAUCCAACUACAAUGCAUCACAAAAUCCGUCGGAUACGCAAAAACAGGUAAUUGACGCCGUUGCCAAUGGCAUCGCCCAAAGUAGUAGUACUAAUAAUCAAAAUGUCCAUCAGGGCACAAAUUAUCGGAAGCGAAAGUACGAUACGCCAGCGACAGCGACAACAACGAAUAACAGCGCUGGCUCGAAUAACAACAACAACAAUCCCGAAAUGCUCGCGUCAUCAGGUAAUAAUCCUCAAUAUCCUCAAAGUAAUGCCAUGUCCGAUGACCGAUUGAAUCUUUAUAACGCGACUUUAGCAGUGCAGCAGCAGCAGCAACAACAAGUUGUCCAAAAUCAGCAGCAUCAUCAGCAAAAUCCUUAUAUGCAACAACAACAGCAAAUGCAGCAGCAGCAGCAAAAUCAACAGCAACAAAUUCAACAACCCAUGCCUAAAAAGACUAUUGCGCCUCCGGUGGGCGCUACGGUGCUCCAAACGCCCCAAGCUCAGUAUCAAACGCAAAUGAUGCAGCCGCAAAUGAUGCAACAAGCAUAUUAUGGCGGCACGGGGACACCCGAAGAAGAUGCUUUUAAUAUUCAACGUCGUGAAAGCUCAUAUCGACGUGCGAAGUCACGCGCUGCCGAUAUUACGCAAUUAAUCACUCGUACUGACGCAAAUGAGGCUGAAGAACCGGCGGAAUUUGCCGGAGACUCGGAUGAAGAUCCCGCAUGGACUCCGCAGGAGGAUAAAACGCAAGGCGGCUUGGAAGAAGAUUAUUACGGAAAUAAAGUGAAGCGUAAACGUGGUGGAUUUCCUGGAAAUCGAGGUUCACGUGCAGCUGGAAGGGGCGGAGGACAACGACCAAUUGCGUCAAUGGGACGUUCGAAUAUUUUAUCAGCUGCUGCCCAAGGCGCGGGAAUUGGCGAAUUUUACUCGAGUGACGACGAUCACGGACAACGAACGCAACAACAGCAUCAGCAGCAAUAUAAUCAACAAGCACACCAAAUGCAACAACAACCGAGUCACAUGCAAACGAGUCAAAUGCAUCCGCAGCAACAACAAAUGAUGACGCAUCAGCAUCAGUAUCAGCAGCAGCAAAUGAACCCGUAUGGAAAUGUGGAGGAGUUUCAAACUGGCGAUUUUGUCGUUGUACGAACCGAACUCAUCCAAGAUUGGCCGGCAAUUUGGCGCGUCGAUGGAAAAACCUUGCUACAAAAGUACGAGCCAUUCGAAAUGAAUGGCAAGACGUUGUACAAGAAUGUCUCGACGUAUGCAGCAUGGACGCCGGAGAGCAAAAAGUUGUAUGUUAAAAUUCCUGUGCGCUUCCGCAAUCAAACACACAUGGAAUCUGUCGUUGAAUUUGUGCGUAACGAGAUGACCAUUGACGACACGGAACAAUUUUUAGAAAAAGUCAUGCAAGAUACACUCGAGUAUCAAGAUAACUUUGAAGUUUACAUCCAAACGCUGAUAUCGCAGGCACUUGAUUCGAAUUUCCUGACUGAAAUUGUGAACGAACAAGACGAAUAUUUCCUGAUGCGCGUCAAAUCCAUCGACGACAUCACCGAAAAUCGAAAACAAAGACUUUUACAGAUAACGUCAUGGCCACGCAACAUGCUGAUGUCGAUCGCUACAUUCCCAACGUACCAUAUUAUGAGCGAUUUGGGACAAACUAACGAGUUAAAUCAUCUUGUUUGUGUUGCUUGUCAUCAACCAGGAAUUUCUGUCCGCAUUCAAUUGAGUGGCAACCCUUACAAUCCUUUAACGCUGGAACAAUGUACCCUGCGCCAACCAGCAGUUUACGAAAGGAGUUUCAUUCUUUGUCGCAUUUGUUCAUCCCGUUUCCAAUUACUACACAAAAUCAGUCAUCAAAAGUAUUUAAUGUACAUUGAAUGUGCAAAAAGUGUUAAUCAAAAGCUGCAAGAAGAUCCCGGGAAGCAAGCAACAACGAUUCUCAAUCAAUUACUCGCACACGAUGAAUGGCUUGCAUCGAUCUUCAAAGAUGUUCGUAGCGUCUGGGGCGAAGUAGAAAUUCUCGAACGAAACUACCGAUUUCAACUGGCAUCGCAAUAAAAUGCGAUAAAAAUGAUGUCAAGCUGCAUUUUUUGUUAUAAAUUUCUUUUUAUUGAGUUUCCUUACAUUGAAAAAAAAAUUGCAAAGAAUUUUUCGGUUAAAUUUAAAUAAUUGGUUAGUGAUCAAAAAGUCAUAAAUAGACGUUAAAAGUCAUAAGAACAAAUAUUUUUCUCAUUAAAAGUCAUAUAUAAGGCAUACAUGUAGAAUUGUAGAGAUGAUAUAAAAAAAACUUAACUAUACUGCAAAAUUUAUUGUAUAACGAA